AUGGUACGCAGCUCCACGCGCGACACACAUGAGCCGGAGCAGCCGCUUUGCGCGGCUACGGAAGCGACUAUGGCCGCUUCUUUGGCCGUUCCCUGCUUUCCACGGCGUGAUGUCACAUUGGCGUCGGCGUGGGCACUACUAGUAGGUGUUGACGGACGGACCGGCGUAUUUGAAUUAUCAUUGCGCGGUUUUUUUGCUACGACACUCAGGACAUAUCUAACUCAUCUUGGUAUCACAAGAGAGUCUCUCGAAUUCGGUGGGCGAAACACCAACGCAUUGGCCAUGAUAAAAACGUAA
Molecule: messenger RNA, 297 nt
Organism: Parnassius apollo (apollo)
Lineage: Eukaryota; Metazoa; Arthropoda; Insecta; Lepidoptera; Papilionidae
Source: the annotation of a GenBank genome assembly